Metarhizium album ARSEF 1941 is the source of this 1215-nucleotide messenger RNA. Its product is annotated as arrestin domain-containing protein. The transcript is spliced from 3 exons. Gene Ontology annotation, cellular component: division septum. Gene Ontology annotation, biological process: division septum assembly. The coding region runs from base 1 to 1215 and encodes 404 amino acids. The record is from RefSeq and is a predicted model, not a curated record. NCBI's taxonomy places the organism in Eukaryota, Fungi, Ascomycota, Sordariomycetes, Hypocreales, Clavicipitaceae.
AUGGCCUCGGCGCCAGCCAGCGUGAGGGUCUCUGGGCCCCCGAAUAGCAGUUUUCUCAUCGGCUACCCUGGCAUCUCGGCAACGUUGCCUCGGAUAGAAGGCAAAGUCGAGAUUCGACCCGGACAAGGCUACUCUAUGCCCGUCCCCGUAUCGUUGGUUCGAAUAUGUUUGCAACGACGGGAAACGAUCCACCCCGAUGCUGAUAGUUUGACGAAACGUCAUCUCGGCACCCCGCGGAAGGAUACGACGGACGUCGUCGGCAAGGAAGUCCUGCUAUUUCGCUGCGCAACCGGGAAGGAGGCCGAAAGCGUCAUUGCCAUGGACCUACCGUUUGUGCUGUUCAUUCCUUUUGGACGCGGCGGAGAAGAAACAAACCGAAGAAUACCCCCCGCGUCUCUCCAGCUCCCAAGCAGGACGGCCGAGACCUACUACGAGCUUGUUGUCACCGUACAACAGGGCCACAGCAAUCAAUACAAAUACAGCUUUCCUGUACCAUUACAACGAUACGACACGCUCUCCACGUUUGGCAUGUACAACAAACCAGAAACAAAGCUCGUCACGUCGGAUAACGUGGUUCACCUGGGCAUUAACCUACCGCGAUGGAGUUACGGCCCCGGAGACCCCAUCACUGUUUACAUCAAGUUGUCACCCAACCCGGACUGGCUGAGCAAAGCAAAAAGGGUCAGCAUAGAAAAAAUCACUCUUGCAAUCGAGGAGGAAGUCACGUAUAAUCACGAAGGAGAUGAGCCGGUGAAAAAGGUCAACAGAGUGUGCAGGCGGCAGCAACCAGUCAAGAUGAAGGUUCCCGAAGCCGGGUACGCUACCAAUAUCGGGCUUGUGCUCCCAUGCAAAGACUUGAGAGAUGCCGAUGGCAUUGUGAGGAGAGGCAAGCCGGCAUUCCCCUUGUACGAGGUUGCGUCAUUUACUACGACGGCGUCACUCUACAAAAUUGAAUUUUACUUGAACAUCAAGGUGCAGUUGAGCGGUGCUCGCGACGUGAACCUGAGACAAGCCAUCGUUGUAUGCCCGCUUGACCAGCAAGCGUGCAGGGAGGAGAUGGACGCAAUAGAACAAGCAGCCAAAGACGCGGCCCAUGUCGAUCCCAACAAUCCGAUGCUACCCGCCCGAACUAUCAUUUUGGCCAAUGACCGGGACUCAUUGCGGGCUCUGGGACUGUGUCUUGUUGGUGGACAGAAGAAGCCGUUUAUUGAUUAG